GCCACCGGGUGCACGGUGAUCCUUUGCACGGAUGGCGCGGUGGGCGGCGUCGCCGUGCGCGGCGGGUCUCCGGGGACGCGGGAGACCGAUUUGCUGGACCCGAUCCGACGGGUCGACCGGGUCCACGGUAUCUUGCUGAGUGGGGGAAGCGCGUUCGGCCUGGCUGCGGCCGGAGGGGUGCAGCAGUGGCUGGAAGAGCGCGGGAUAGGUUUCGAGACGCCACAUGGUCACGUUCCCAUUGUUCCGGCGGCGAUACUGUACGACCUGGGUGUGGGCAGGUCGGACGUGCGUCCCGACGGGGCGGCGGGUUAUGCGGCGUGCGAAGUGGCGGAUGCGGACGUGCUGGCGGCAGGUUCGGUGGGAGCCGGAACCGGCGCGACGGUGGGUGCGAUCAAAGGGGGUAUUGGUUCGGCUUGUUGCGUGCUGCCGGACGGUGUCUCCGUGGGCGCGGCAGUUGCGGUCAAUGCGUGGGGAGGGAUCUACGAUCAUCGUGACGGGGGUUUGAUCGCGGGUCCCCGGGGCGAAGAUGGCGCGAUGGCGGAUCCGGUAGAGGUUAUGUUGACCGGAACGUCCUCGUCCGGGACAUCGUUGCUGACGAACACCACCAUUGGCGUCGUGGCGACGGACGCAAAUUUGGAUAAGAUGCAGGUCAAUUUCGUCGCAUCCUCAUCCCACGACGGGAUGGCGCUGACCAUUCGGCCGUGCCACACGCCCAGCGACGGCGAUACGAUGUUUUGCGUGGCGACGGGCCGGAACUCCGCGCCCGUGAACUUGAUGGCCAUCGUUACGGCGGCCACCCACGUGACCGCGCUGGCGAUUUUGGACGCGAUACAGUCCGCGCGGGGUUUGGCGGGGAUACCGGCGAUAUCGGAGAUGACGCAUGGUCAGGGCUGA
Geodia barretti is the source of this 894-nucleotide messenger RNA. Lineage: Eukaryota; Metazoa; Porifera; Demospongiae; Tetractinellida; Geodiidae. The record is from the annotation of a GenBank genome assembly.